Messenger RNA from Camelus dromedarius (Arabian camel), 1691 nucleotides. RefSeq names its product chemerin chemokine-like receptor 2 (gene CMKLR2). NCBI's taxonomy places the organism in Eukaryota, Metazoa, Chordata, Mammalia, Artiodactyla, Camelidae. Gene Ontology annotation, biological process: positive regulation of cytosolic calcium ion concentration; phospholipase C-activating G protein-coupled receptor signaling pathway; complement receptor mediated signaling pathway. The transcript has 3 exons. Gene Ontology annotation, cellular component: plasma membrane. Gene Ontology annotation, molecular function: G protein-coupled receptor activity; complement receptor activity. The coding region runs from base 315 to 1382 and encodes 355 amino acids. The record is from RefSeq and is a predicted model, not a curated record.
AACCACAUUCAAGUGAAACCCAACAUCAUUCUCCUCUGCAGUGUCAUUUCAAAAGCCAGAUAAAAGCCAAACGAGGAGGCUGGGAAAAGAGUGAACAACGUAGCUGUUCUGAAAACCACCCUCCAUUUCAUUCUGGAGCAGGGAGGUUACACCCAGACAUCACAAAAGCUUCUCUCUUCACGGAAAAUUAACUGUUAAUCACAGAUAGAUUAACCAGAAAACUCGUGGCAGCAACUGAAAUAAAGGCAUAAUCUCCAAAAGGUAUAGUCUUACAAGCCUUAAAGAGAUUUUUUCAUUCUGCACUUAGCAAGGUCAUGGAAGAUCUAGAGGAAACAUUAUUUGAAGAACUUGAGAACUACUCCUAUGUCCUGGAAUAUUACUCCCCAGAGACUGAUUUUGAGGAGAAUGCACACCUGGGAGUCAUUCACUGGGUCUCCCUGGUGUUAUACUGUUUGGCAUUUGUUCUGGGCAUUCCAGGAAAUGCCAUAGUCAUUUGGUUCACGGGAUUCAAGUGGAAGAAGACAGUCACCACUCUCUGGUUCCUCAAUCUGGCCAUUGCAGAUUUCAUUUUUCUUCUCUUCCUGCCCCUGUACAUCUCUUACGUGGCCAUGAAUUUCCACUGGCCCUUUGGCAUCUGGUUGUGCAAGGCCAAUUCCUUCAUUGCCCAGUUGAACAUGUUUGCCAGUGUUUUUUUCCUGACAGUGAUCAGCCUGGACCGCUAUAUCUACUUGAUCCAUCCUGUCUUAUCACAUCGGCACCGGACCCUAAGGAACUCUCUGAUUGUUAUUAUAUUCAUUUGGCUUUUGGCUUCACUCAUAGGUGGUCCAGCCCUAUUCUUCCGGGACACUCUGGAGUUCAAUAACCACACUCUUUGCUAUAACAAUUUCCACGAGCAUGAUCCUGACCUCACGUUGAUGAGACACCACCUUCUGACCUGGCUGAAAUUUAUUAUUGGGUACCUCUUCCCUUUGCUAACAAUGAGCAUUUGCUACUUGUGUCUCAUCUUCAAGGUGAAGAAGCGAAGCAUCCUGAUCUCCAGUAAGCAUUUCUGGACCAUCCUGGCAGUGGUCGUGGCCUUUUUGAUUUGCUGGACCCCUUAUCAUCUGUUUAGCAUUUGGGAACUCACAAUUCACCACAAUAGCUAUUUCCACCAAGUGCUGCAGGCUGGAAUCCCCCUCUCCACUGGCUUGGCAUUCCUCAAUAGUUGCUUGAACCCCAUCCUUUAUGUCUUAAUUAGUAAGAAGUUCCAAGCACGCUUUCGCACCUCCGUUGCUGAGAUACUGAAAUAUACGCUGUGGGAGGUCAGCUGUUCUGGCACAGUGAGUGAACAGCUCAAGAACUCUGAAGCCAAGAAUCCGUGUCUCCUGGAAACAGCCCAGUGAAUUCUUCCUCUUCCAGAAAUCAGUGUCCAGCUUUUGUGUGGAUCCCCUGACAGAUGCUUUCAGAUUAUUUGGCUCCAAGAUAUAAAGCUCACUAUAUCUUUUUAUUGUUUUUGGUCAUUUUAUUGGCAUUGCAUUUUUCUGUGGAUGUAAGACAUAAGAAGGAUCUUCAAUUUUUUUUUCUGCAGCUUAUCUGAGCUAUUCUUGCUAAAUAUAACACAGUGGAUUAAUCAACACUAUUUUUUUUUCAAUUUUAAUGACUUUUUUUUUACAUUUUUUAUUGAGUUAUAGUCAUUUUACAAUGUUGUGUCA